Molecule: messenger RNA, 1300 nt
Organism: Dendroctonus ponderosae (mountain pine beetle)
Lineage: Eukaryota; Metazoa; Arthropoda; Insecta; Coleoptera; Curculionidae
Product: lys-63-specific deubiquitinase BRCC36
Exons: 4
Coding region: 334-1152 (272 amino acids)
Biological process (GO): double-strand break repair
Cellular component (GO): BRCA1-A complex; BRISC complex
Molecular function (GO): polyubiquitin modification-dependent protein binding; metallopeptidase activity
Source: RefSeq, a predicted model, not a curated record
CGUUAAAAAUAGUAACUAGACCGACAGAGAUAGAAAUCAUAGCAAAUUAUUAUUUCCUGAUAAAGAUUUAUUUGAGUGGUUUCGUAAUUUUUAAAAAUCUACAAGAAAAGGUUUCAACAUUUAGAGGGCUGCUACAUUUCAAGAAAUUCUCACAAACUACAAAUACUUGAAUUAUCAGCCUUGUUCUAUGAUUAUCAGUUCUACAGCUAGUCGUGUAUUAUGUGGUUCUAACAUAUGAUCCGUGUCUAACCUAUAAAUUAGCUUUGUUUUUGAUGGUCCAAGUAAACAUUGAGGAUAUUUGAAUAAUUUCUCUAUCUACGACAGUUUACAGCAAUGGAGACUGAAAAGUAUUUAAAGAGAGUUGUUCUGGCCUCUGAUGUGUAUGCGGUAUGCAUUCAGCAUGCACUAACAACAGAAAAACAGGAAAUCAUGGGAUUGCUUAUUGGCCAGACUGAUGAAAAGAAAUGUAUGUCAGUUAUAUCCGCAUGCAAAAUCCUCCACAGAAGUGAUAAACAACCAGAUCGAGUAGAAAUUUCUCCGGAGCAGCUUUGUGAAGCAUCCGUAUAUGCUGAACAGUUGCAGUAUUCUUUAAAGCGCCCAAUGAGGGUUGUAGGGUGGUAUCAUUCGCACCCUCACAUUACUGUUUGGCCUAGUCAUGUAGAUAUUGGAACGCAGGCCACCUAUCAGAUGAUGGAUUCACUUUUUGUCGGAGUUAUUUUUUCAGUAUAUCAAGGUGAUCCGCGAAUUCGGACUAAUCAAGUUCAACUCACUUGUUUCCAAGCACAGACACAAAGUGAUGGUAAAUUGGAAAGAAGAGAAGUGCCUCUGUUUAUUGAAAAUACCGCUUUUCAGCUUUACAAUAUACAAGGUAUUGCAAAUCUUUCAAAAAUACUUAUACAAGAGGAGAUCGAAAGUCAUGAUGUCAAAGAUGAUAAGAGCAGUGAUCCCAUUACCAGAUUGCAUAAUGAUGCAGUUAAAACACUUGCACUUAGUCAUAUAGUGUCCAAAGUGUCCCUGCCGAUGUGUGAAGGUUUGGUUGAACGACUGAAUGCCACAAAACAGAGAAUUCAAGAAUUGGAAUCGAUAAAAGCAGAUUUAUUGGCAAAAAAAACGAAAAUAAAUGUGUGCACAACUGAAACUAAAGAACACUGAUAUAAUUAAUUUAAAAAAAUUGUUUUCAUUAUAUUGAUAGGCUUAUUAUAAUUAUAUUUGUAUGGGAUAGUUUUGCAGUAACGACAAAAUAUCAAUAUAUUAUUUCACUUAAAUUCUGUAAUAAAAUUGAUUGGAAAAAAUGUUUUGU